AAACAUGUGUCUCUGAUAAUUGUACAACAACGCAUUGGAGUCAAGCGUUACACGUUGCAAGUGACGCUCCGAAUAUUCCAAAAUUUUCUAUUAAGAACUUAAAUGCUUAUCAACGUUCAUUAAUUAUUGGAACAAACGUCGAAGACAGUACUGAUGUUGUGGAUGAUAUCAGUGAAUAA
Messenger RNA from Didymodactylos carnosus, 179 nucleotides. NCBI's taxonomy places the organism in Eukaryota, Metazoa, Rotifera, Eurotatoria, Philodinida, Philodinidae. The record is from the annotation of a GenBank genome assembly.